AUGACUUUCUUCCCCGAGCAGUACCAGGCCGGCGUGGGCCCAGACGGUGUUCCUUACAUGCUGCCGACCACGCUGAGCCAGGUGGCUCAUGAACAGCAGCAGUUCCUGCAAAUGCAGCAGCCGCCCAUGCACAUGCAGCAGGCCGUGCCCACCAUGCAAGCGGUGCACCAGCAGCAGUACCAGCAGCAGGCUUUCAUCCCUAUUGGGGGCCUGCAGCAGCCGGCCAUCCCCCAAUAUUACUACCCAACCCCCUACAGCGCCUUCCCGGGCGCUGCGCCCCUCGCCACGUUUGACGUUGUGGCCGCCGCCGCGCAGCCGCCGCCGCAGCUCGCACCCCCCGCCAACCCGCGCGGCGCCGGCGCCCGUGGCCGCCGGCAGACGCCCAGCGGCAGCGGCGGCGGCGACGGCGGCAGCCAGGCCGGCGGCAGCAUGGGGUGGCCGCCGGGCGUGAGUGUGGGCGCCCUUGCAAGCAGCUCGGUCGGCUUGGGCAUGCUGGGAAUGGAUGCCAUGGGAAUCCAGGGUGUGCAGGGCAGCUUCGUGGCGAUGACUGUGGAGGACAUCCUCGCGGUGCUGCAGGCGCUGCCUCGUGGCCGCUCCGCCGUGCAGGCGGUGGGGCACUGCCUCGGGUGCCUUGACAGCAGGGCGCUGGCGGCACUGUUUAAAGAGCUGCACAAGAGCAGCCUGCAGGGGCUGGCCAUAGAGCUGUUUGAUUGGCUGAGAGGCAUGCCGCCCGGGCAGGAGCUCACGUCGCUGCUGGACGUCUACACCUACACCACCAUGAUUGCCCAGUGCACAGGCCCGUCGCAGCUGCGGCGCGCGCUGUCCCUCGUCGCCGACAUGCGCGCGCGCGGCAUCGCGCUCAACACGCACACCUACUCGGCCAUCCUCAACGUUUGCAUCAAGGCGGGGCAGCCAGAGCUGGCCCUUGACAUGCUGUCUGAGGGCCUGACCCCCAACCUGGUGACCUACAACACGCUGCUCGAGGUCUAUGCAAAACAAGCCAAAUGGGAGCAGGCCCUCUCCACGCUCGACGCCCUGCAGCGCCAGGGCCUGUCUCCCGAGACGCGCACCUACAACGUCGUCAUGGCGGCCUGCAACGCGGCCGGCAAAUACUCCCAGAGCCUGGCGGUUUUCUCAGCUAUGCUGGCCGCGGGGCGCGCCCCAUCCACCGCGUCCCUCAAUUCGGCGAUCACGGCGCACUGCAGGCUGGGCAGCCUCGACGCCGCCUGGUCCAUACUCCAGGAGAUGGCGGGGCGCGGCUGCGAGCGCACGCCGGCGACGUACAUGGCACUGCUGCACGCGGCAGAGGGCGCCGGCCGCUGGCGCAUCGCGCUGGACGUGCUGGAUGCUAUGGCAGCCGGCGGCGUGCGGCUCACGCCGCAGGCGUACGCCGCGGCGGUCGGCGCGUGCGCGGCAGCCGGCCAGCUGCAGGCCGCCCGCGAGCUGACCGCCAAGCUGCAGGGCGGCCCUCCCGGCCAGGCGCGCACCUGCCUGGCCGCGCCGGCCCACAUGCUGGUGGUGCUCCACGACCGCUGCUGCGACUGGGGCGCUGCGUACGCCGUUUACGAGGGCCUCGCGGCGACGGGCGUGCGGCCGGACGGGCACAUACUGGGGGCGCUGACGAGCGCGCUGUGGGCGGCCGGCGGCGUCGCGGGCUGCCUGCUGGCGCUGCGCGUUUUCGAAGAGGCGUGCAGGAUCGGCGUGUUCAAGCUGACUGUGCGCGUCGACGAGGCGUCGAAGCACGUCGUGUUUGUGCUGCCAGCGGUGGGCCCGGGCAUGGCGAUGAUCGCGCUGUGGCGGCUGUUCCAGGAACUGGCUUCGCGGCUUGAAAGCGACGGGCCCCACAUCCUGCGCCAAAGUGUGAUGCUGCUGGUGGGCCAGGACGACCGAAAGGAGGCGCGCAUGACGGAGGCCAUGCGCACGCUCUGCGCCGCCCAAGGGUCGCCCUUUGUUUUGCUUGAGCCAGAGGACGCAUCCUCCGCCGCAGCCGGCCACGACGCCACCGGCGGCCCCAGCGCCACCGCCGCGCGCCUGACGGCGCGCUCCGACGCGCUCGCGCGCUGGCUGCUGGCUGGCGGGCGGGGCGGCGGCGGCGGCAGCGGUGGCAGCGGCGGAGACGGCGCAGCGAUGAUCUCACGGCCAGAGCCGGUGCUUGUGCCCACAGACGCGCUCGAUAUGGUGUCCCCUCACCUGCUGAUUGCGCAGCAGCAGGACGCAAUCGCUGCAGCCGCCGCGGCGUACGCGCGCCUCGCCGCCGCGGACGACGCUGGGGGCGCGGCGGGUGCGGGCGCGGCCACGGCUGCGGUUGAGUUCAUGGGGGCCGGCAGCGCAGGCGCAGGCGUGGGCAUGGGCGCAGGCGCGAGCGCACUGCUGGGUCUGCAGGAGCGCGCCGGGUCCUCGGGGACAGCCACGAGCGUGAGCCUGACGCCUAGCACAAGCGGCGGCAGCCUGCUGGCGGGCGCCGCAGCCUCGGCCUCUGGCGGCGCCCUUGGCGCCGCCGGACCGCCGCCCAGCUCUGGCGCAUCUAGCAGCGGCGCUCCCGCCGCCAGCACCGCAGCGGCGGCGGCAGCAGCGGCACUGACGGUGCUGCGCGCGGCGCUGAUGGCCGGCGCCGCUGCGGCGCCGGGCGGCGCGGUGGACGAGGCGUCGGUCCUCGGCCGCGACGCCGCGGGCGUCGCUGCGCGCGCCGCUGCGCACCCGCUCGCGCGGGGGCUGCCGGCGCGGCGGAUUGCAGAGCUGGCGCUCUGCGCGGCGCGGCGCGCGGCGGGGCUCUGGCCGGCGUGGCCGCGCGUGCUCGUGCCUGUCACUGGCUGCGCGGACCCCGAGCAUUCGGAGGAGCCGCGCUGCCCGCCAGAGCUGCUUUCGCACCUGUCUGCGCUCGCGGCCGCCGCCGUCGAGGUCGGCGGCGCGCAGGGGUCCGCGGCCUGA
Molecule: messenger RNA, 2928 nt
Organism: Monoraphidium neglectum
Lineage: Eukaryota; Viridiplantae; Chlorophyta; Chlorophyceae; Sphaeropleales; Selenastraceae
Product: Pentatricopeptide repeat-containing protein
Exons: 11
Coding region: 1-2928 (975 amino acids)
Molecular function (GO): protein binding
Source: RefSeq, a predicted model, not a curated record